GAGGGAUUAGUUAAGUCUUGACCUUCGGGCCUGCUCUUCAUCCCUGAACUAUGCUAGAUUGUGCAAAAGGCCAUUGUCUCUACCUGCUGUAUGGGAGCGUGGGGCUGGAAGGGCUCCUCCUGCUGCUCGUCAUUGUCCUGUUCACCUGCCUGUGCCGGGUCCAGCAGAGAGUGAAGAGACUGGAAAGGAACAAGGCCCAGAUGUCGGGGCAGGAGCUCCACUACGCGUCUCUGCAGAGGCUGCCGGUGUCCAGCGGUGACCUCACCGACAGAGAGGAGGGCGAGGGCCUGAAGGACGACCCCAGCACCGACUACGCCUGCAUCGCCAAGAACAAGCCCACCUGAGCCCCGAUGCCCCCCGGCCCUGGGCGGGUGGUCGGAGCCGCCCCGAGUUCCCCCAGUAAAGACUGUGGCUCCCGCCUC
Messenger RNA from Psammomys obesus (fat sand rat), 422 nucleotides. It is a transcript of the gene Lst1, whose product is annotated as leukocyte specific transcript 1. The transcript has 4 exons. Gene Ontology annotation, biological process: dendrite development; cell morphogenesis; immune response. The coding region runs from base 51 to 344 and encodes 97 amino acids. Gene Ontology annotation, cellular component: membrane. The record is from RefSeq and is a predicted model, not a curated record. Lineage: Eukaryota; Metazoa; Chordata; Mammalia; Rodentia; Muridae.